AUGAAUUUAACAAGCACUUUUAAGCGAAAUAAAAGGAAAAGCGAUGAGGAAAUAAGCCAUGAUAUUACAAAAAAAUUAAAACAGUGUAAUAUGUUGAAAUCAUUAGUAAGUAUUCAAAGUGAUGAACUUACUACAUCUUCGCUAUUUGUGAAGAGUUUAUGCAAAAAUGAAAAAAUAAAUGAAACCAAAAAUCGAGACAAUAGAUUUUUAAGUAUAAAUAAAAUAAUGCAAAAAAAAUGUUACAAAACAGAAAACAUUGAAAAUAUAAAAAAAAAUGAUAACAUGGAUAUUGACAAAAAUCAUUUAAUUUGUGAUAAAAAUGAAAACAACUUUAAUUUUAACCAUCUUUGUGAAUCACCAAAUUUUGGACAUAAAUGUUUAAAAAAUAUUGAAAACGAAUAUAUUAAAAAUAAAAAUUCUACAAAACCAACAAAAAACAAUUUUAACAAUAAUGAAGAUAUGUAUAGAAUGAAAAAGUUGCCAAAAAUGGGAAAAUCAGAGAAAAAAAGUGAGAGAAAAAAAAAAUUAAAAAAAAAUUCUAAAAAUAAUUAUAACAAUUACAAUACAAGUUGCGAAAGCAAUUAUAGUAGCAGCAUUGAAAAAAAAGAAGUAGAAUUUGAAACACAAAGUUACAAUACUGAAUAUUUAUGGGAAGGGUUAUUAAAAAAAGAUGUGGUACUUUUGUUAAUCCAAGCAAUUAAAAAUAUGGGUUAUAAAAAAUCGGCAAAAAUUUUAGAAUCAGAAAGUGGAAUAGAAUUAGAACAACCAUUAAUAAAAGAUUUACACAAAAAUAUAUUAAAAGGCAAUUGGGGAAAUAGUAUAAAUAAUUUAAAAAAAUUAAAUAUAAAUAAAAAAUUAAUGAAAGCAAUUAAAUUUUUAAUAUAUGAACAAUGCUUUAUUGAAUAUUUAUACCAAGGGAAAUAUUUUGCUGCUUUAAGAUGUUUAAGAAAUAAAUUGAGAAAAUCAUGUUUUGAUGAAGAUACAUAUAAAAGGUUACAUGAAUGUACAACAUUUUUUAUGUUUCAAAAUUUUGAAAAUGCAAAUAACACAAUUGAUAUUAAUACUACUCAAAUUCAUUCUAUAAAUGAUAAUAUAAAACUUCGAAAUUCACGAAAAAUAUUGUUUGAAAAAAUUAAUAGAUUAUUGCCUGAGCAUAUAUUAAUUCCCCCUAGGCGACUAGCCAUUCUAUUACAUCAAUCUCUUAAAUAUCAAGUUGAUAAUUGUUUAUUUCAUAAUAAUUUUUCAGAUUUAAAAUUAACUAAAGAUAUCCAAUAUAAUCGAAUUUUGAGUAAAUCACGUUUAAGUAAUACCAGAUUUAAUCAUCAUAAAAAUGGAAAAGAACAAGAAAAUAGAAUAGACGAUAAAAUUUUUAAGGAUAAUGAAAAUCAAAAAAACAAUUUAUAUAAUAAUAAUUUUAGAGAUAAAUAUUAUGAAAAUAGUAAUUCUUAUGAAAAAAAACCAUCACAAUAUAAUUACACAAAUAAUGAAUCGUCUUUAUGUAUAAGUACAUUAAAUAUUAGUAAUAUAGAAAAAUUAAAAACAAAUGCGGAUAUGCAAAAUGAUCAACAUAAUAAUAUAAAUUAUUCUAUAGAAUAUUCCCAAGGUGUAGAAAGUAAUUCAAUUAAUUAUAUGAGCACUAAUAUUACUGAUUCCCCAGAAAAAAUCCAAGAUAGAUAUUUGAACAUAACUAGUAAUGCACCGACUCUUGAAAUUCUAAAACUAAAAAAUGAAAUCGGGGCAAAUAUAGAAAAAGAUGAAAAAGAUGAUGGAAACAAAGAUAUCGAAAAAAAUACAAUAUCUACACAAUAUGCUAAUAAUUCAAUAUCAGAAAAUUUAAUAAAUCAUUCUUUAUCAAAUAAUAUUGAUGAAAUAGAAAAAGAAGAAACAAAUUUCAACGAAAAUCAAAUACUUGUAUUAAAUAAAAAAUAUAAUUGUAAUUGUGAAAUUAAAAAAAUACAAUGUGAUUGCAUAAAAUUUGCUGAUAAUAAUGUUAAAAUAUGUCAAAAUGAUAAUAAUGCAAUUUUGUAUAGUGAAACUAAAGAAAUUUCAAGUUUCAUAGGGUUAGAACAAAAGGGAAAUUUAAAAAAUAAUAAAAUGAAUUUACUAAAUAAUUAUAAUAAAAAAUAUAUACAUAAAAAUAAUAAUAUAACUGCUUGUACUCAUUUAUCUUUACUAAAAAAUCAUGAAUGUAAAAAAAUAAAACUUCCUUAUUAUUGCAUUAAAGUUUUACAAGGACAUACAGAUGAAGUAUGGUAUGUUAGCGUAUCAUCAGAUGGGAAAUAUAUUGCAUCAUCAAGUAAGGAUAAAAGUAUAUUUUUGUGGAAAGGAACAUAUCCAUUUAAUAAAUUAAGAGAAUGGAAUGGGCAUUUAGAUGGAGUUAGUUACAUUUGUUGGAGUUAUAAUAACAAAUAUUUAGCUUCUGGUUCUAACGAUUCUAAUAUAAUUAUUUGGAGCCCUAAAAGUAAUAAAAAAAAAUUAUGUCUAACUAUGCAUAGUGGACCUAUAACAUCUGUAUGUUGGACAAAAAAUAAUUCUACUAUUAUAUCAUCUGCAUUUGAUAAAAAAAUAUAUUGCACUAAAGUAAAUAUAGAAUUAAAAAGUUUUUCGAUUUUAUAUGCUUGGUCAUUUAGUACAAGAAUACAAAAUUUUGUUUUUACGAAAAAUGAAAAAUAUUUAAUCGUUGUCCCAGCAGAUAAAAAUGUUAGAAUUAUCGAUUUUAAUAUGAAAAAGGAAUUAUAUAUUUUACCUGAAAAUGAUACUAUAACAUCUUUAUGUGCUUCGAACUUGUAUAAUCACGUGUUAGUUAAUAUAGCAGAUCAAAAGCCUAUUAUCAAAUUGUGGGAUAUUAAAUAUAGAUAUGUUAUUCAAAGUUAUAGAGGGCAUAAGCAAGGACGAUUUAUUCUUCAUUCUACUUUUGGUGGAAAGAAUGAAGCUUAUGUUAUUAGUGGGAGUGAAGAUAGUCUAAUAUAUAUAUGGCAUAGAACAAAAGGAUACUUAUUAGACGUUAUUAAUGGGCAUGCGUCAAAUGUAAACAUAGCAAUAUGGCCUAUUGCUUUCUCUAAAUUUCCAUAUAUGAUAUCCGCUUCUGAUGAUCACACUAUAAUGAUUUGGAACACACAUCCAAAAAUUAAUAAAUCUAAAAAACAUAUAUAUAUGGAACGAGAAAAAAGAAGAAAUGCCGAAAAGGAAAAAAAAAAAUCAAAAAAAAAUAUUUUUCACCAUCCGUUUUUGAGGGAACUAGCCAAGUUAAGUGGUAUGGAUGUUCAAAUUCUUUCACCAAAUGACUCUCAUAUGUUUUAA
Molecule: messenger RNA, 3300 nt
Organism: Plasmodium berghei ANKA
Lineage: Eukaryota; Apicomplexa; Aconoidasida; Haemosporida; Plasmodiidae
Product: WD repeat-containing protein 26, putative
Exons: 1
Coding region: 1-3300 (1099 amino acids)
Molecular function (GO): protein binding
Source: RefSeq, a predicted model, not a curated record